GAAAAGGACAUAAAAGCAUGUAAAAAAAACAUUGAUGUAACACAACAUAAAAAAUACAGUGAAACUAAAAUAGAUAGAAUGCAUACUGAAUAAUAAUCAAAGAAUUAAGUAUGAUAAGAACAAAUUAAAGCAUAGAAUAUGUAGAAUGUAUAAAAUAAAUAUACAUUUUAUCACACACACUUAUACACGCAUGUGCUCACAUGCUCACGCACACAUACACACAGAUGGGGGAGCAAACAGGAAGGCAGGAAGGAAGUAAAGAUGAAAGUGUUCAGUCUAUUCAAACUCCAUUUUAAAGUCAACAGAGCAGAAGGAGGAAAACAGCAAGUCUGAGGCAGGGUGAGUGUUAAUAUUAGCACUGCAAAUAAUGAUUGCAAUGUAACAUGGCACCAUGGCUGUUGCAGCAAUUAAAAGCUUGGCUUUUAACUUAAUGUUCAUAUUUUGUUUGCCUGUUGCUUAUAGCCUUCUUGUUUUUGUGUGACAAAAGCUAUCAUGAUGUUAUCCAGCUAAAUUGAUGGAUUUGCUCACACACUCCUCAAACAUAUGCCACUUAUGAAAUCAAGAAUAUUGCUUUUCAUGAAAGAUGGCAGAUAGUUGUUACAAUGAUGCUUUUUCUCAUAUUAAUUAUCAUCUAAAUAUUUCUGUGGAGUUCUUCUCGGUAGCAGUGUUAUGUAUGUUAAAUGUGUGUGUAAACAAAGCCAACAAGAUAAAUGGCUAACAACAUAAUCUAGCUUUGAGACACAGGCCUCAGGUCCUGUGAUUCUUCAUAGUUGUAGAAAUGAUUGGAAGAUGAAUGCAGUAUAUUGGAGAAUGCAUAGGGGCACUUUGACUACAGUUGUCCUCUCCACUUCACUCAUUGAUUUGAUAACAUUAGAGAAAAUCAUUUAACAGAAAUUGCAAUUGCAUGCAAGCAUAAAGAGAUCCUCAAGUUUAAAUAAACAAUGAGUGGUUAUUAUUAAAGAUGGCCCUGAAUCAGUCAUCAAAUCGAUUUCUGUACUUUUAGCUUUUUAACAUACAAAUAUGUGAUCUGGGUCCAAACACUUCCUCUGGAUGAAAUAACAAAAUGUAACCAUAAUUUUUCUUGCAAGUAUAGCCAGAUAAAAGUAUCAAACCACCUGUUGAAAGGCACCAGAAUAAAGGAAAUUACAUCUACUCUGUUAAAAAUUAUCUGAGGGAGGAACCCCAGACCCACAUUUUCAAUGCUUCCUACAUCCAUGUGCGCCACACUGAUUCAUUAAAAUAGAGGUCACAAUUAAGAACGACAUAGAUGUUUAUCUGAUAUCUGUUUGAUGGAUUUAAACCAGAAUCAAAGUUUAUCUUUAUCAUGGCUAGAAAACACACACGGUCAUAGUUAAAUUAAUGUAAACUAAUAAGAAGCUACUAAGUUGAGAGGUAGGACUGGUUUAUUAUAUUGUGUGUGUGUCUCCAGUGUUUCUGGUUUACCUCUCAGACUCCUUAGAGGAAGAGAACAGACCAGAAUUUCUAAUUUCCAGCUGUCUGUCUAUGAAGAGUGACCAGUCAAAAGGUGAUCCUCCAGCCUUCAGUAAUGAACUUGGACCCUAAGACACAAAGUAAAAGGCUGUUUUUACUCUAAACUUAUGAAGAUGAUUCAGUGUUGAAAUGUAAUUUAAAAAAAACACCACUGACUGACAACCCACACUCUACUACAAUCAUCUCCAUCAGUUAUUAGUGAGAAUCUGAAGAUCUUCUGCAUCACAUUUAUCCAUCUAAAUAUAAAGUGGCAGCUGAUGUGUUUAGCAAAGUUGUGCAGUUCAUAAAAAUGUCUGUAAAUGAUACAGUCAAACUACAUGCAUGCAUCAGACUUUACAUACAAACAAGAGAUAAAUGUUCAGGAUUUGUGUCAUAAUCAUUCACAGUGUUUACACAUUUAGAAGUUCAAAUCUCUUCUCUCACAUUUGUUUUCAGUUAUAGAUACAAAAAGAACCACAGACCCCAUAUUCAUAGUGUGUACUUUGGUUUUUUUGUUGUUUGGUAUUUAAACACUUGUUUGUGAAAAUGCUGUAAAAGUACGAUAUCACUUGAAAAGAUGAAGGCCUCAAGGUGGGUUCAGCAUUAGCAGUUAGAAACAAAAGGCCCAGUUCUGACACAAACACCUAAACUGUGUUUCUUAUUUGCAGAACAGAAAAUGCUUCAAAAGGUGUUGAAAUCUGAAAACUCUUCAUGCAGUCAUCAAAAUCAUAGACUGAACAUGGCAUGUCUAUAUUCCCUUAGAUCAGGACCUCCACCAAUGAGAACAAAAAAAACACACAUAAGUGCACUUUGAAACAAGACCCUCAUUUUUACGCACUCUCGGUUGACAGCUUUCACACGAGCGUUAAUGAACCAUUCAAAACAUGUAAAGACACCAGAAAUCACUGAACAACAACAAACAGGUGAGUUGUGAAAGCAGAGGUCUAACUCGACUUUGUUGACUGUUGUUUAAGAUUGAACUUUUAUUCUCAACAUUUAAGCCAGAAAAAUGUAAAUUUUAACAUGUACAUUUUCAUGACAACUGAGAAAACUCGAUCUGAUAGAAAGCUCCAGAACCGCUACUGAGUAGACUUGUGGUAAGAUGUUUUCACUGAAGAUCCUCUUGUUAUUACAGUAGAAACACAGAAUGAGUUCCUACUGGCAGACAGAAACACAACUGUUCUUUAAUCAGUGUUCUCUGAUUUUACCAGAGAGCCAAGAUGACGGAGAUGGACCUCCUUAACGUUCUGGAAGAUUUAACAGAUGAUGAAUUUAAGAAGUUCAAGUGGUCCCUGAAGUAUGAAAAGUUAGGCAACAUCUCGCCCAUCAAAGAGAGCCAGCUGUCAGAGACAAAGAGGCAGGACGUGGUGGAUCUGAUGGUGCAUAAAUAUGAAUUUGCUGGAGCUGUGGAGGUGAUCAAGAGCAUUUUAAAGAAGAUCAGCAGGAAUGAUCUGGUGAGGGAAUUGCCAAACAUUGGCUCAGGAGCAGAAGACCUCCAUCAUCGAGACCCCGAUAAUUCUGCAGGUCCCCGGGCUCCAGAGGCUGCAGAACUCGGGCAUGUCCACAGAGAUAGUGGUCUGCAGGAGGUUUUAGAUAUAUAUAAGUUAAGUCUGAGGAGGAGAUGUCAGCAUGUGACUGAAGGAACUGAUGAAGCAGGAAGUGAAACCCUCCUCAACAGGAUCUACACUGAGCUCUACAUCACAGAGGGAAAGAGUAAAGAGGUUAACACCCAACAUGAGGUGAGACAGCUUGAGACAGCUUCCAAGACCCUCCAUGACACUCCAAUCAAGUGCCACAACAUCUUUAAAGCCUUACCUGACCAACAGAAAUACAUCAGAGUUGUUCUGACGAACGGCGUCGCUGGCGUAGGAAAAACCUUCUCAGUUCAAAAGUUCACUCUGGACUGGGCAGAGGGCUCAGAAAACCAAGAUGUCAGUCUGGUGAUUCUGUUUUCGUUCAGGGAGCUGAACUUUAUCAAAGAUGAGAAUUACAGUCUUCUCAUGCUGAUCCAUGAAUUCCAUCCAACAUUACAGAAGGUCACAGCAGAACACCUUUCUGACUGUAAAGUUUUGUUCAUCUUUGAUGGCCUGGAUGAAAGCAGAUUUUCACUGGAUUUCAAGAACAGGAAGGUCGUGUCUGAUGUCACACGGAUGUCAUCAGUCAAUGUGCUGUUGAGAAGCCUCAUCGAGGGGAAUCUGUUUCCACUAGCUCUUGUCUGGAUAACUUCCCGACCUGCAGCAGCCAAUCAGAUCCCUCCUACAUGUGUUGAUAGGGUAACAGAAGUACGAGGCUUCACUGACGACCAGAAGGAGGAGUACUUCAGGAGGAGAUUCGGUGAUGAAGAGCUGUCCAGCAGAAUCAUCUCACACAUCAAGACAUCCAGGAGCCUCCACAUCAUGUGUCACAUCCCAGUCUUCUGCUGGAUCACUGCUACAGGUCUGGAACACAUGUUGACUACAGAUCAGAGAGGAGAGCUGCCCAAGACCCUGACUGACCUGUACACACUCUUCCUGCUAGUUCAGACAAAAAGGAAGAGGCACAAGUAUGAUGAGGGACAUGAGACAAGUCCACAGGUUCAGCCAAAGCGGAAGAAGCACCAGUAUGAUGAGGGACAUGAGACGAGUCCACAGGAGCUGACAGAGGCUGACAGGGAAGUCCUUCUGAAGUUGGGGAGGCUGGCGUUUGAACAACUGGAGAAAGGAAACAUCAUGUUCUACCAAAAAGACCUGGAGCAGUGUGGUCUUGAUAUCACAGAGGCCUGGGUGUACUCAGGAUUUUGUACACAGAUCUUCAAAAGAGAGUGUGUGAUCUUCCAGAAAACAGUCUACUGCUUUGUUCAUCUGAGCAUUCAGGAGUUUCUGGCUGCAGUCUACAUGUACCACUGUUACACCAGCAGCAACACAGAGGUACUGGAAGACUUCCUGGGGAAAAAACACAGUUACUCAUCUCUGGAUGACUUCCUUAUGGGAGCCAUGGAGAAAUCUCUCAAAAGUAAAAAUGGUCACCUGGACCUGUUUGUUCGCUUCCUCCAUGGCCUCUCUCUAGAGUCCAACCAGAGUCUCUUAGGAGGCCUGCUGGGUCAGACAGAAAAAAGUCCAGAAAUCAUCCAGAGAGUCAUCAACAACCUGAAGGAGAUGAACACUCGUGAUAUCUCUCCUGACAGAAUCAUUAACAUCUUCCACUGUCUGAUGGAGAUGAACGACUGCUCAGUACAUCAGGAGAUUCAAGAGUUCCUGGAGUCAGCGAACAGAUCAGAGAGGGAACUCUCUGAGAUCCACUGCUCAGCUCUGGCCUACAUGCUGCAGAUGUCAGAGGAGGUUCUGGAUGAGUUGGACCUGGAGAGGUACAACACAUCACUGGAGGGACGUCGGAGACUGAUCCCAGCUGUGAGGAACUGCAGAAAGGCUCAACUUUCUCACUGUGGACUCUCAGCGACUCACUGUGAAGUUGUGGCCUCAGCUCUGAAGUCCAAGCCUUCCCUUCUGAGAGAUCUGGACCUGAGCUACAAUGGAUACCUAGAUGAUUCAGCAGUGAAGCUGGUGUGUGCUGGACUGGAGAGUAGAAACUGUAUACUGGAGACUCUGAGAUUGUGUUGCUGCAGAAUUUCAGAGAUCAGCUGUGCUUCUCUGGCCUCAGCUCUGAAGUCCAACCCCUCCCAUCUAAGAGAGCUGGAUCUGAGUGACAACUUCCUGUAUGAUCCAGGAGUGACGCUGCUGUGUGAUUUUCUGGAGAGUCCAAAUUGUAGACUGGAGACUCUGGGAUUGUGUUACUGCAGAUUGACAGAGAGCAGCUGUGCUUCUCUGGUCUCAGCUCUUAAGUCCAACCCCUCCCAUCUGAGAGAGCUGGAUUUGAGUAAAAACGACCUUCAGGAUUCAGGAGUGAAGCUGCUGUGUGAUUUCCUGGAGAAUCCGCUCUGUAGACUGGAGACUCUGAGAUUGAGUGACUGCAGUUCGUCAGAGAUCAGUUGUGCUUCUCUGGUCUCAGCUCUGAAGUCCAACCCCUCCCAUCUGAGAGAGCUGCGUCUGAGUCACAACAAGCUGCAGGAUUCAGACGUGAAGCAGCUGUGUGAUUUUCUGGAGAGUCAACACUGUAGAUUGGAGUAUCUGAAAUUGUGGGACUGCAGUUUGUCGGAAAUAAGCUGUGCUUCUGUGGUCUCCGCUCUGAAGUCCAACCCCUCCCAUCUGAGACUGCUGGAUCUAAGUAACAACAAGCUGCAAGAUUCAGACGUGAAGCAACUGUGUGAUUUUCUGGAGAGUCCACACUGUAGACUGGAGAGUCUGAAAUUGAGUGAAUGCAGUUUGUCAGAGAUCAGCUGCGCUUCUCUGGCCUCAGCUCUGAAGUCCAACCCCUCCCGUAUGAGAGAGCUGAACUUGAGUAACAACAACCUGCAGGGUUCAGGAUUGAAGCUGCUGUGUGAUUUUCUGGAGAGUCCACACUGUAGACUGGAGGCUUUGAGCUCUGAAGUCCAACCCCUCACAUCUGCGAGAGCUGUGGCUGAGUGACAACAAACUGCAGCAUUCAGACAUGAAGCUGCUGUGUGAUUUUCUGGAGAGUCCACACUGUAGACUGGAGAU
Molecule: messenger RNA, 6044 nt
Organism: Thunnus maccoyii (southern bluefin tuna)
Lineage: Eukaryota; Metazoa; Chordata; Actinopteri; Scombriformes; Scombridae
Product: NACHT, LRR and PYD domains-containing protein 12-like
Exons: 11
Coding region: 2691-5972 (1093 amino acids)
Molecular function (GO): protein binding
Source: RefSeq, a predicted model, not a curated record